This is a messenger RNA of Phytophthora sojae, 3429 nucleotides long. RefSeq lists its product as hypothetical. NCBI's taxonomy places the organism in Eukaryota, Oomycota, Peronosporomycetes, Peronosporales, Peronosporaceae. The transcript has 9 exons. The record is from RefSeq and is a predicted model, not a curated record. Bases 1 to 3429 code for a protein of 1142 amino acids. Gene Ontology annotation, molecular function: DNA binding. Gene Ontology annotation, biological process: DNA recombination; DNA integration.
AUGAUCACCCGUGGAGCUCCUGAGUCCGCCAGCGCGUCUGCCUCGCCUUCAUCCCGUGCCCCCGCGGUACCUUCGGAUAGCGAGGCACCUGCUGCCACCGCUGUCGUCGUCGACGUGACCGGCGGGGAAGAGCCCUGGACGGCGACCUCCGCGAGGCGCACCGCGCCUGACACAGCGGCAGCUGAGGCCCGUAAGGGCAAGAAGAAGGUGGCUAAGCGGCUGACUGCCGGCACCGCAACUUCAGCUGCGAAGCCCCCGACGCGCGACACAGCGCACGAGUCCGACAGCGAGCUGGAGGAGAAGGCUGCGCCUCCCCCGGCGAAGAAGACGAAGAAGACAGCUGCGCCAAGCGCUCCGGUCACCGCGGAAGCCAAGCGUCCGGCCGGUCACCGCUCUGACCAAGGGUUCGACCUGACAACCUUCAUGGCCUCGUUCCAGCCCGGGCGCGGUGGUGCGACUGACGAUCCCUCACAAGCUGAGCGCGGUGCACCCACGACAAGGCCCGGCCCUGAUGUGGCCUCGGAGCUGCACGCACUCCGCGACGAGGUGGCGCGCCUACGCGGGCUCCUCGGAGCCCAUGGCCCACCUGCUCGAGACUGUACAUGCCUUGGUGCCACGACGGAUCCCAACACCAGAGGCGAGCUGCCACCGGCGGAGCUACGUCAGCUGACGACAGCGAGCUUCCCCGAGGGCGCCAAGAAGGCCAAGGGAGACUACAACCCGCCGCAGGCACACCUGCUAGCAGCGAGCCGCAUGUUUCGUGCCUUCGGGACGGAGACAGCGGAAGGCUCGGCUCGCGAAUCGAGCGAGAUGGAGACACUCGAGGACGGAUCUACCAACGUCAACUACUCGAGCGACUUCAGCGCUACGGCCGCUCUCCCGACGGCAUCCAUCCGCUGUACGACCUACGAAGACAUCCUGGAUGCCAUACACGGUCUGAGCGCCCUCGGUCAAGAGGUGUGGUACGACCACAUGCGAAAGUUGACGUCUCGGCUUCGCGCCUUCGUCGCGAAGAACAAGUCCGCGGACCCUACCAAUACUCCGGCUCGCGUCCGCCUUACACUGCUCUACGCGCUUCGCUCGAUCGACUACCAGUCUCCGGCGUGGACGAUGGCACUCCUAAGUACUCUGACCCAAGCCAGCGAAGGCGACCGCCGUCAGGGCCAAGCCCGUGGACGGCGCGACAACGAAGGGCGUCGCGAAGGCAGCCGGCGCCCCGCGAUCCCAGAUGCCAUCCGCCGUCUAAUCCCGAUGAAUCGCCGCGGUCAAGAACCCUGCCUGCUCAACGUCGCUGGUCUCCCGUGCUCUGGCGGCAUACGUGAGCGCUGCGGCAACCCGCGGCGUGUCCAUAACUGGUCGAAGCUGGCGUAUAGCUACCGCGUGAUACCUACCCCAAGUCUCGCGGAUCUGGUGCUGCAGAAGAAUUCCUGCUCGACGUACCUCUGCAGCACGCGCUUUCGGAAUAUGUCCGCCGGACGGAUCGUCAUCAGUCCCUUCGGGGUAGUCGACAAGGGCGGCGAAGAUUCGAGUGUUUCCGGUCGUACGAUUCACGACCUCUCGUAUCCGGAAGGCACCUCCAUUAACGACUGCACAGACCAAGAGAGCAUCACAAGACCCGACUACGCUCACUGCGAUGCCGUCGCUACCGAGAUAACCCGUGCAAAGCAGCUCCAACCCGGUGUCGAAGUCAAGCUAAUGGCCGGAGACGUAGCAUCGGCCUUCCGCAACAUCAGCAUCCACAGCAAGACUGUCUUCCUCUUCGCUGGGCUGAUCGAGGAGGAGAACGUACUGGUGAUCGAGCUAUCCGCGCCGUUUGGAUGGACUGGCUCCCCAGGUUUUUACGAGGUCGUCGCUGGCACCAUAUCUUACGUUCACGGCAAUCACACCAACGCCGCGUACCCGAAUGGCUUCUUCAAUUAUCACUGGGUGAACGACCACAUCAAUGUCGCGGUGGACGUUGGGUCCUCGUGUGACGACGCCGACCGGUCGCUUCGGUUCGCUAUGGUUGCCGUGCUAGGCGCUGACGCUAUCAACGACAAGAAGUUUACGAGUUGGAACACCCGCCAACGCGUGCUCGGUCUGGAAUUUGACUCCGUCGCCGAGAGCGUUUCCAUGCCACCAGAAAAAGUGGAGAAAGCCCGUCGAAUUGUCGCCGCGGCCUACAUCGCGUCACAUCUCAACCGUAAGGCGUACAGGUCACUCAUGGGGAGCCUUCGUCAUGUGGCUACAUGUAUCCGCGCUGCCCAGCCCUUUCUCCAGCGACUCCGAUUCAACGCACUCCCUCCGCCUGACACGGUGGUCGAGAUGGACGCUUCUGAUUUUGGUCUAUGCGCCUUGGAUGUGUCAUCUAGCUCAGCGUUAACCUACGCGUUCUCGCCGGACGAGCUGGAUCAUAUUCACGCGUUCAAGUCUGGCGUCGCUAACGGGUUCGACAUCAACUUCCGAAAACUGCUGUCGUGCGCAUUCGCGGUUCACGCCUGGGGACAACGAUGGUCUAUCCUCGCAGGGCAAGACGGCCGACCUCACCAUGUGCACUUCCGGAUUGACAACACUUCCGCCGUCGCCUGGCAGAACAAAAUGGCAUCACGGAACCCCCGCGCUCAGCUUAUCAUUCGGCUCCUUAGCUGUACGGCUUCGGUUCGGGUGGCCCCAUCCGCAGUGAGUCUAUCAUGGGCGUUCUUCAAGGCGUUCGGCUACGAAUUCCCGCUUACACACCCGCACAUUCGCAUGCUGCUCAAAGGGAUCGGCCGCCUGGACGUCGCCCGUCAACGCAAGGCGCCAGUGUCUCGGGACCUACUGGAAGCGUGCUUCCACAGACUCGCAUUCGACGAUCCCUUUGACCAAGCCCUCUGGGGGGCGUUCCGAAAUCGCGGCGAUCAGCAGUCGCUCUUUCAAGUGGUUUGCGCUUCGAGCCCAAGAUUCGUCGUUCUCGACUCGACGGGCAAUCCGACGCUCUCGCCGCAGCUUGCCCAAACCGUGUGCCUGCGCCUGAUCGGGUCGAAGACGAACCAAGGUGGCGCGCCGACGACAAGAAUGCUCUCACGGUCUGGACAUCCAUUUCUCUGCCCAGUGUUUGGCGCGCUCAUCCUUCUUCAAGCACGAAAGAGUCUCCCCGUCAGUAUCCCAGCGGCGGUGUACCUGUCUUGGAGAGGGAUCCCGGCAUGCGUUUCGUCUGCGGACGUCGCCGACGCGAUCAAGCAUGCAGCCUCGUCCACUGGGAAGGACCCAUGGCAAUUCAGCUGCCACUCCCUCCGCUCCGGCGGCGCGACGCAUAUGUAUCGCUGCGGCAUAGACGCACUGACUAUCCAGUUCCAUGGGCGUUGGAUCUCUGAUGCAUUCAAGUCAUACACCAGGCUCUGCGAGGAGUCCAUCACUACGCUGGCGGCGGACAUGGUGACCGGUACUACGGGGGAUUCGACUCUGCAUUAG